AUGAUUGAAAAAGGGUGGUAACCCGUAUAUGAUCAACUUACUGCAUUUACAUGAACUUCUAUGUUAAAAGUUUUGUGUUUGAUGAUUUGUGAGUAUUUCCUACAUUUCCAAGCUUCAGGAGAUAACCACGCAAAUGGUAUAUAAAAGCAAACAAGAGUGUCAAAGCGUGGCAAAUUCGUACUUUUAGUGAAGCAUGAAGUCGAAAAGUGCUGUUUUGUUCUCAUUUUUGUUAGGAAUUGUUCCAGCAAGUUCUAUUCAAGUAAUGCUGGAUAACGUUAGCUUUUGUAACAGUACCGGAAUGGUUGACUGCGACGUAAGAGUUCACAAGAUUAACCGGACAACGGCAGCCCUUAUUGGAAAUAUCGUACAGAAAGUAGACAUCGGCGGAAGUUAUAGCGCUCUGAUCGAAGCCUACCACAGUCCGAUGGGCAACAGUCAGUUCAAUCGCUACCCGAUGAAAAUCGGACCGAUCAGCAUGUGCGAGUUUUUGAACGACUACUGGGGCGAUUACUACGGGUACGUGGUGCAGUUCAUCGAGAACAUCGCAAAACCUGGCGAGUGUCCGUUCACGGCGCGGUCCUACCAGGUCAAGGAUUGGAUCAUGGACUCGCGGUUGCUGCCACCGUACGUUUCCACUGGGCUGUGGCGAAUGAUGUGGUCAGCGUGGGACAAUCAAACCGGCGAUGUUUUCAUGACCGAAAUUGUGUUCAAAGUGUACGACGAUGGGCACUUUUGAAGGGAAGCUGUCAAUAAAGAUCGAAACUGAUCCAGGAGCUAAUUUGUCAAAAACAAGCGCCAAACUUGCCAUCACCACUAAAUUCAACCAUAAAUCAGUGCCUAAAUUAGCCACUUUCCAGCCAAUAACUCAAACCCGUUCCGUUCCGGUUCGUUCCGCCAAUUCCGCAGCGCCAAAUUGGGCGACUUGGCCCAUCUGUCGGCAGUCUCCACCCUUAAAGUCAUCGCGUAUUUUUCCAAUAAAUUGUGAAAGAGGUACGCGCUGCUACUGCCGCGUUCAGUGAAAAAAGGGCUACAAACUUUGGACAUAUAAAUCACUUUUCACGAUAAAAGUUCAGCCAGCUGUCGUCAUCAUCGGAUCCGCCAACUCUACGUCUGUCUGCGUUGCUUGAUUACUUGAGGCUGUGGGGGGAAAU
Culex pipiens pallens (northern house mosquito) is the source of this 1151-nucleotide messenger RNA. RefSeq lists its product as uncharacterized. The transcript is spliced from 2 exons. The record is from RefSeq and is a predicted model, not a curated record. NCBI's taxonomy places the organism in Eukaryota, Metazoa, Arthropoda, Insecta, Diptera, Culicidae. Bases 194 to 736 code for a protein of 180 amino acids.